GCCGGUUUCGGCAAUCCUGCAAGCCUGCUGGUGUUCAUCAUCCAUGGACUCUCCUGCACCCACAAAACGACGUCGUAUUCAGCGUUCUCCUUCACCAACCUACAAGCUCGAUGACGAAGAAGAUGAUUAUGAACCUUAUGUUCCAGUCGCACAGCGCCGUCAAAUGAAACUAGCCAAGCUUUCGUCAUUAGGUGCUUCCACUGAUCCAGCUCGGUCAAGUGGUCCACUGAAGGAACAGGAUGAACCCGAAGACCAAGAGCAGGAAGAGGAGAGGAGGAGAGAAAAGUCUAGGAAAGAAAGGACAUUGCUCAUGGAAGCCCAGGAGGUGCACUCCAAGAAAGCUGCUGAAGAUGCGAAAAAGACAGAGGAACAAAAAGAGCAAGAAGCUGACAAGGAGAUUCUGGAUGCUAUUCGUAGCCGCAGAAAACUCGCUUCUGACAUGGAGCUGGCGAAGGGAAUCCAGUACACAGACUCGCUCAAAACAAGCUGGCGUCCACCUAAAUACGUUCGUGAAAGGACUGAAGAGCAACACCGAAAACUCCGCGAAAGAUAUCACAUUCUUGUGGAAGGCGAAGACGUUCCCCCGCCGAUCGAGCAUUUUCGGGACAUGAAGAUACCAGAAUCCAUCCUGCAGCACCUCAGCUCGAAACGAAUCACGAAUCCGACCCCAAUUCAGUUACAAGGGAUCCCAGCUGCCUUCUCAGGUCGUGACCUAAUUGGCAUUGCAUUCACAGGAUCGGGUAAAACACUAGCCUUCUGUCUCCCGCUCAUAAUGCUUGCCCUAGAGGAAGAAGUCAAGCUUCCUUUUGUGCGAGGUGAGGGUCCGGUCGGCGUCGUAUUGUGCCCCUCUCGAGAACUCGCCAAUCAAACUUACGAAAACGUGCUCACCUGGACUGCUGCCCUCGCCCAAGAUGGAAAAUCACCUCGAUUGAAUACAGUACUGUGUAUUGGCGGAAUCUCGAUGAACGAUCAAAGCCAUACUUUGAGCAAAGGUCUGCACAUUGUGGUGGCUACUCCUGGCAGACUGAUCGAUAUGUUGGAGAAAAAGCGCUUCACGUUCAACAACUGCAAGUAUCUGUGUAUGGAUGAAGCGGACCGGAUGAUCGAUCUGGGUUUCGAGGACGACGUUCGAAAUAUAAUGAGUUUCUUCAAGCGUCAACGACAAACAUUGCUUUUUUCUGCUACUAUGCCACGCAAGAUCCAAGAUUUUGCUCAACAAUCGUUGAUUAGACCCGUUCUGGUCAAUGUUGGACGUGCUGGUGCAGCAAACCUGGACGUGUUGCAGGUCGUAGAGUACGUGAAACAGGAAGCCAAGAUGGUUUAUUUGUUAGAGUGUCUCCAGAAAACCCCGCCACCUGUGAUAAUAUUCAGUGAGAACAAAAACGAGGUUGAUGAUAUUCAGGAGUAUCUUUUACUCAAAGGCGUAGAGGCGGUUGCCAUUCAUGGCUCCAAAAGUCAGGAGGAGCGUCAGUAUGCUAUCAAGUCUUUCAAGACUGGUGCCAAAGAUGUCAUGGUCGCUUCGGGCGUCGCUUCCAAGGGUCUCGAUUUUAACGAUAUACAACACGUUAUCAUCUUCUCAAUGCCCAAGGAGAUUGAGGACUACGUACACCAGAUUGGUCGUACUGGGCGUAGCGGGAAAACAGGAAUCGCAACUACUUUCGUGAAUAUGAAUACGCCCGAGCAGACCUUACUUGACCUCAAAUACUUGCUGAUGGAAGCGGGACAGAAGGUGCCUCCCUUCCUCGGAACUAUUGAGGAUUCUCGUGCCGUUCAGGGAGGAGAGCUGAAGGGUUGUCCCGUGUGCGGAGGACUUGGCCACGGCAUCAGUAAUUGCCCCAAACUUGAAGAGACUCAGAGACGGCAGAUGGCCUCCCACCGAACCACCGAAGAUGGAGGAGGAUACUGAUAAUUACCUUAUGACCAUUCAAAUACUGGCUAU
Messenger RNA from Marasmius oreades (fairy-ring Marasmius), 1939 nucleotides. RefSeq lists its product as uncharacterized. Lineage: Eukaryota; Fungi; Basidiomycota; Agaricomycetes; Agaricales; Marasmiaceae. Gene Ontology annotation, molecular function: RNA helicase activity; ATP binding; RNA binding. The coding region runs from base 44 to 1906 and encodes 620 amino acids. Gene Ontology annotation, cellular component: spliceosomal complex. Gene Ontology annotation, biological process: mRNA splicing, via spliceosome. The record is from RefSeq and is a predicted model, not a curated record. The transcript is spliced from 9 exons.